This is a messenger RNA of Colletotrichum graminicola M1.001, 1065 nucleotides long. RefSeq lists its product as uncharacterized. NCBI's taxonomy places the organism in Eukaryota, Fungi, Ascomycota, Sordariomycetes, Glomerellales, Glomerellaceae. Bases 1 to 1065 code for a protein of 354 amino acids. The record is from RefSeq and is a predicted model, not a curated record. The transcript has 2 exons.
AUGACUGUCAAAAUAUUCCUCACAGGGGCCACUGGCUACAUUGGGGGCGAUGCACUCUACCACCUGUACAAGAAGCAUCCCGAGUUCGAAUAUGCGCUCCUUGUGCGCUCGGAAGACAAGGCGAAGAAGGUUGUCGAAAAGUACCCCACAGUCCGCAUUGUUCUCGGGGGGCUCGACGACUCCGAGACUCUCGAGCGCGAAGCGUCGUGGGCCGACAUUGUCAUACAUACCGCCGAUUCCUCGGAUCACGCCGGUGCUGCGACAGCCAUCUCCAAGGGCCUAGUGCAAGGUCAUUCGGCUUCCCGGCCGGGUUUCUGGCUGCACACGGGCGGCACUGGCAUCCUGACCUACUUCGACUCCGAGGUGAAGAAGGUGUUCGGGGAGCCGGACGACAAGGUCUUUGACGACUACGAGGGCGUCGAUGAGCUCGUCAACCUGCCGGACGCCGCCUUCCACCGCAACGUGGACGAGAUCGUCCUCAACACUGGUAGGGAGCACGCCGUCUCGGUCAAGACGGCCGUCGUCUGUCCUCCGACCAUCUACGGCGAGGGUCGCGGGCCCGUCUCCGGCCGCGGGCGGCAGGUCUACGAGCUCGCGCACUUCGUCCUGGAGCAGAAGUACUGCCCCCGCAUCGGCCGGGGCCUCGCCCGGUGGAACAACGUGCACGUGCACGACCUCAGCGCCGUCUUCGCGCUCCUCGUCGAGGCCGCGCUCGAUCCGGCCCGAAAGGGCGACGACGCCGGCGAGCUCUGGGGCGCCCGCGGCUACUACUUCACCGAGAAUGGGGAGCACGUUUGGGGCGAGCUAUCCGAGGCCGUCGGCCGGGAGGCCCAGGCGCAGGGCCUGCUUGGGACCGACGCCGCCGCUGGCCCCGAGGUCCGCGAGCUGUCGUUCGACGAGGCUGUCAAGUCGCCCGCCGGGUUCGAGGCGGCGAGCUGGGGGAUGAACUCGCGCGGCAAGGCGGUGCGGGCCCGCAAGGUGCUCGGCUGGGAGCCGCGGGAGAGAAGUCUCGAGGACGAGAUCCCGAACAUUGUGCGCUCUGAAGCGGCGAGGGCUGGGCUUUGA